AUGCCUGAGCCACUGUCGACCCUGUCUCCUGCGAAGCAGAACUCCAGAUCGUCGCCGGUUAGGCUCGACUUCGCACAGAAACCAGACCUCUCGUUAUCGACGGACACGCUCAAGUCGCCUUCUCCUUCUCCUUCUGCGAUGUCCGCCGUCGCGGUUGCAGUCACGUACCCCGGUCCGGUAGACACAAUGACUGAUUCCCCGCCGGCCAUGGACUACCCCAUCUCUCCUUCUGCGCCUUCUAGCCAACAAUCAAGUCCCAGAAAAGCAUUCUCGCCCAUAAAGUACCGUCUACAGGAUGACGCGAAGGUGGAGAGCUCACCGCCUGGGUCUCCCGCCGAACCCACGGUGCGAUUCAACGAAGGCCUGACACAGGCGAUUGAUACCAUGACAAUGCAAAAGGAGGCGCAGCCUGACUGUUUGGAUGAGUCGGUUAUACACCACACCAUAGACGACAGAGCUACUCCCUCGCCCGAUCGCAUUUCAAAUGGAACCAGUCCAGACAAAGACGAUUUCGACGACAUGACUUUGACGCUCAGUCUUGACGAUAAGACCGUUAACGUUCAUGACGACACCACCGUUGGUGAUUUAAGCACAAUCUCGGCCAUAGCUACAGACACAACGCGCUUCGCCAACAUACGCAAUUCUCCUUCCAAACCGCCGCGCGAACCAUGGUCGCCUUCGAAGCACAUGCGUACCUCGAUCAUCUCCAGUACUCCUGGCACCGCUCAACGACCCUUGCGAUUACUGUCUAUUUCGGGACGAAGCAACUCUUCAAACGAGGACGACGAGAUGACCCCUCGGAGACCUCGUAACUCCAACGACACCCAAGAUCUGUUGAAUUUUACCGGCCAGACCAACAUUGUGAUUCCACCUCCCAAUUCGGCACCUCGAAGCAUGAGACGAAGCCCGUCUGGGAGAGGAGCGUUUCCCAUCAAGGUCAACCCCAGUCCAGUCCACCGGUCACAGGCUUCGGUAGAACGAGAAAGAGCUUCGGGCCGAUCCCCUCAGAAACAAUUCCAAACUCUAUCCGGAGAUAGAACUGUCCCUGCCACUCCUGCCGGACAAAGACAGAGUAUGUACUCGCUGGCGGGUGCUUCGGGGCUGGAUCUGCUGGACAUUGACCUCGAGCCCAUGGCCACACCGCGAUCAAUCCCAACCAUCACACCACGCGAGCUGGAGACGUUGCGGUCUGAGCUGCAAUCACGCAUUUCGGGAUUGGAAGCCACUUUGUCAGGCAAAGAGGCAGAAGUCAUGUCAUUGAAACGCUCCAUUACCGACGCCGAGGUGCGGGUGGGCAAGACCAGUGAAGAGCUUCGGACAGAGCGUGCCUCCCGCGAGGAACUGGAACAGGCAAAGGACGACUGGGAGCGCCGAAGCCGAGAGAUGGAAGAGGUCCUGCGUGAAGUCAAGCAAAAUAUCUUUCUGGAGGAGCGGGAGAAAGAGAAGCUACGGCGGCAAGCAGAAGAAGCAGAAAAUAGAGCCGAGGAACAGGAAGUCCGCAUUCUGGAACUUCAAGCCUCCCUCGACACGCUACGAUCGGAACGUAUUAGGGCCACCCCGAGUCCGGAAAAGGGGAAUGCUCCAGCCACCCCAGGGGUGAACUCUGACAUUGACUUCGCGGUCAAAGAUGCCACAGAGAAGGUGGCUCGCGAAUUACAUGCCUUGUACAAGAGCAAACAUGAGCGUAAAGUGGCCGACCUCAAGGUCAGCUACGAGAAGCGAUGGAUCAAGCAGGUGGAACAGCUUCGAACGGACCUCAAGGCAUCCCAGGAUGAAGUGGUCAAGCUGCAAACCGAGAAGGAGGCAACCAUGACUGGAGUCAUCCCAGGCCAGAGCGAGGCUCUUUCCCGAAUGGAGGGGCAAAUCGAAGAGUUACGGCGGUGGAACGAGGAGAUCUCGGCCGACAAGAAGAUGAUCGAAGCCGAAGCGGCCGGACUCAGAAGCCAGGUUGAGUCUCUGGCCGCCGAGACUGAUUAUCUCCGGAAAGACCUGGAGCAGGAACGUGUGGAAAAGGGAGAACUGGUGGCCCAAGUCGAUCUUUUCCUCGCCAUGAGUGCUCAACAAGAAGAACAACGGGUGGUGCAGCAAGUGCAUCGACCUGUGAGCCCACCAAGGAGUGAGGAUGGCCAUGGCCGCCCAAACUCGGCAGCUGCAGUCGCCAGCCCAAACAAAUUUCGCAACAGCAUGAAUGGCGGAAUGAUGGCAGCAGGGUCUGGAGGGACAGGAGGUCGCGCCCGGCCGAUGACUAUGUUGCAGAAGCCCACCGCGGGCAGAUACUCUGGUAUUCCUGCCCCUGGAUCUGGGCUGAAGGCGCCGUCAAGCAAGGCGGCUGGUUAUGGCGGAGGCCGGAUUAUGGAAGGCAUUGCACGCAUGGGUGCCGGGGGUCGAUGA
Messenger RNA from Capronia coronata CBS 617.96, 2391 nucleotides. RefSeq lists its product as uncharacterized. Bases 1 to 2391 code for a protein of 796 amino acids. The transcript has a single exon. The record is from RefSeq and is a predicted model, not a curated record. Lineage: Eukaryota; Fungi; Ascomycota; Eurotiomycetes; Chaetothyriales; Herpotrichiellaceae.